This is a messenger RNA of Cuscuta campestris, 1203 nucleotides long. Lineage: Eukaryota; Viridiplantae; Streptophyta; Magnoliopsida; Solanales; Convolvulaceae. The record is from the annotation of a GenBank genome assembly.
CAAUCCAUUUUAAUAUGAUGCUAAGAAUUUGUAAAGUUGUGUCAAGUGUUUAGCUUUUAACCGCACUGUGUUGCCUUAACUCUACAUACCUUUUCAAGUAUGCUGGAUUGGAUAUUGAUAACCUGCAGAACUUGGAGUGUUGUCUGUUUGUCCUUUUCCCAUAUUUUUCUUACAUGCUGGCAGAAGGUCUUGGUCUUUCUGGCAUUGUGUCUAUAUUGUUCACUGGAAUUGUAAUGAAACGCUAUACGUACUCAAAUUUGUCUGACAGUUCUCAGAGAUUUGUAUCUUCGUUUUUUCAUCUGAUAUCUUCAUUAGCGGAGACAUUCGUAUUUAUAUAUAUGGGGUUUGAUAUAGCUAUGGAACAACAUAGUUGGUCACAUGUUGGAUUUAUUUUCUUCUCAAUUCUUUUUAUUGGAAUUGCAAGGGCUGCAAAUGUAUUUGGCUGUGCAUAUCUGGUAAAUAUGGUAAGACCUGCUCAUAGAAAAAUACCACCUAAACAUCAGAAAGCACUCUGGUACAGUGGACUUCGAGGGGCUAUGGCUUUUGCACUUGCUUUGCAGUCAGUUCACGAUCUCCCUGAAGGUCAUGGUCAGACAAUUUUCACAGCAACCACAGCAAUUGUCGUUUUAACGGUUUUGAUAAUCGGUGGUUCAACUGGUACCAUGUUGGAAGCUUUAGAUGUUGUUGGUGAUGCUUACGAUGGCUCCUUGAGUGAAAGAUUAGAGGGAAGUAAUGGCUACACAGUAACUUCUUAUGAUGAGGAAUCAUCAUCCGGAAGCAGGUUCAAGAAGCUAAAAGACUUUCAAAAGAGCGCAUCAUCAUUUUCAGCAUUAGAUAGGAACUACCUAACACCAUUCUUUACAAGUCAAAAUGGAGAGGAUGAUGAACAAGCUACAGAUGAACGGCCAAGCAAUUCGAGACGAGGGUGAUAGGGAACUCACUCAGGCUAUACUUAUAUAGCAAAAAGAAUGACGGAAGCUGCUCUGUAAAGUUCAAAAAAGUAGGGAAAAAGAAGAAGAAGAAAGAAACAAGGUACAUUAUGAUAGUAAGUAGAUUAUCUGAACACAUAUAUUAUAAAGGGUAAAUACAUACACCUGUGUAGGUGUUGAUUCAUCAGAGCAAGAAGGUUUAUUAACCCUUAACAUAUGUAGUAACCAGACCAAUGUUAUGGAUGGUUUGUAAAAAUGAAGUUUUACCUUAAAG